AGGGUGAGAGUGGAACGUGUGUUUCAAUAAACCUGGUCUGUGGCUGUUGUUGGUGUGCUUGUUGGAUGUGUGGUCAGUUUAGACAUAUACAUGAUUAUUUUCUCUUAUUAUGACAAAGGAACGUUAUUUUUAUUUAAAGCUCUAAUUUGCUAGCGACCAAAACCUGAGGAAGAGACAGUUGGUUUGCUUUGUUUUUAAGGUUAAGCAUCUUUAGUUAGCAAGCUAAGUUGUCUAAUUUGCAGAUAUUAGCAAACGUUCCAGUGUUUUGAAGAUGUCUACGGGCUGUCAGAAGACUACUGUUAGUAAGGCCAUUCCGACCAGACGGGUGACCAUAAAUGACGCGGCGCACAUGCCUCAUGACUACUCCACAACCCCCGGAGGAACUCUGUUCAGCACCACCCCUGGAGGUACAAGAAUUAUCUAUGAUCGAAAGUUCCUGUUGGAGUGCCGCAGCUCACCGCUGUCUAGGACUCCCCCGUGUACUCUGAUUGACAUUCCAGGGGUCACCAGUCCACCUUUCAAACACAUCAACAAUGCCCAUACCGGAGAACCACUCAACAACAACACUGCACCGGCUGAAAAGAGCACUGGGGACGACGCACAGUUUGAAAUGGACAUCUAACUGGUGGAAUAAGCAUUCCAGAGGGAGGUGAACCACUUCACUUCCUACCAUGACGCUUCAGACGAGGGACUUGGAGACACCAGUCAAUGCCCUACAAUAUUGUCAGCAUCUGUUUACACAUCUGCCUAUUAGUUUAAGUUUGUUAACUUUAAAUAUCAAUAUUAUUGGUGAAAUCUGCUCAAAGUAAUUCAGGAUUUUGAAUGUUUUACUAUCUUGAAUCACCUCUGGUGCCUUUCUCUUGUGGAGCCAGCUGCAACACUGAAAGACUGAUUCAGAGGAGUGGUAAAGAAUAAGUAUAUUUUUUAUUUUCAUGCUUUAGGAUUGUUUUGUCACUAAUCAUAAUCACCUUCAAAAUACUGUUUUGCAGAUUUUCAAAGGAAUGUAAAGCAUGUUUUUGAUGCUUUUGUUGCUGAAAUUUUGAGACAGGAAAGUAAAUGGUUUUGAAAUGGUUUGUAAGAAGCAAUAAAGCAAGG
Esox lucius (northern pike) is the source of this 1095-nucleotide messenger RNA. It is a transcript of the gene eif4ebp1, whose product is annotated as eukaryotic translation initiation factor 4E binding protein 1. The coding region runs from base 272 to 622 and encodes 116 amino acids. The record is from RefSeq and is marked provisional. Gene Ontology annotation, cellular component: cytoplasm. The transcript is spliced from 3 exons. Gene Ontology annotation, biological process: negative regulation of translational initiation. NCBI's taxonomy places the organism in Eukaryota, Metazoa, Chordata, Actinopteri, Esociformes, Esocidae. Gene Ontology annotation, molecular function: eukaryotic initiation factor 4E binding.